AUGGAAGACGGCCCGCUGCCAGACCUCAGGGACCUCGAGCUGAAGCUGGGGCGCAAAGUGCCCGACAGCUUACUGCGCUCACUCCGCGGGGAGGAGCCGGUUCCCCGAGAAAUGGACAGGGACCCCUGCGGGGGGAGCUGCAGUGGCGCCGGUGGUGGCUGCAGUUGCAACAGCAGCAGUUACAGCUUCCCUCCCUCCUUGUCGUCCUCCUCUUCGUCCUCCCCAACCUCUGGCUCCCCACGACGUAGCCACUCCAACGCUCUGGAGAGGUUGGAAACCAAGCUUCACCUUCUCAGGCAAGAGAUGGCAAAUCUCAGAGCCACCGACGUCAGGCUCAUGCGCCAGUUGCUGAUUAUUAAUGAGAGCAUUGAGUCCAUCAAGUGGAUGAUUGAAGAGAAGGCCACCAUUACCAGUCGAGGCAGCAGUCUCAGUGGCAGCCUGUGCAGUUUACUGGAGAGCCAGAGCACCUCCUUACGUGGCAGCUACAACAGCCUACAUGACGGCAGUGAUGGGCUGGAUGGCAUCUCCGUGGGGAGCUAUCUGGACACCUUGGCAGAUGAUGUCCCAGGACAUCAGACCCCUUCAGACUUGGACCAGUUCAGUGACAGUUCCAUAAUCGAAGACUCCCAGGCACUACACAAGCAUCCCAAGUUGGAUUCCGAGUACUACUGCUUUGGCUAAUGACCUAGUUUUUUGUAUGGGACUGGUGUGCAAUUUAUUUGUUUUUAUCCUUCUUUCCUGCUGCUAUUAUUUUUGGUGUGAUUUUUUUUUUUUUUUUUUUUUAAGAGAGGCUUAUUUUGAAAUGGCUUAAUAGUAUUUCUGUUACUCCUGCUGUGUCUCUUCUGGACUGAUUUAUUUUUUUCUCUUGCUUCUGUGUUUUUAUUUAUUACAAUGAUUUCUCUCCCUUCUUUUACAAUGGCACAAGUUAAGUAGGGGGAAAUGAAUAAGCAAUAAUUAUGAUUUUGCUUUUGCUUUCAGAGCAAGGGGUCAGGGAUUACAUGAAAAAGUUUGAUAAAUUUUACAAUAAACCAAAGUCUGAUAACA
Chrysochloris asiatica (Cape golden mole) is the source of this 1044-nucleotide messenger RNA. It is a transcript of the gene LURAP1L, whose product is annotated as leucine rich adaptor protein 1-like. The record is from RefSeq and is a predicted model, not a curated record. Lineage: Eukaryota; Metazoa; Chordata; Mammalia; Afrosoricida; Chrysochloridae. The transcript has 2 exons. Gene Ontology annotation, biological process: positive regulation of canonical NF-kappaB signal transduction. Bases 1 to 681 code for a protein of 226 amino acids.